AUGGUCACCCAGGAACAGCCUUCUCGAAGACCCAAGGAACAAGAGGGCGCUUCCCGACAAACUGGAAAGCAAAUAGUUUCCAGUGGCGACAUGCGCGAUCACCCACUAGGCUUCGCAGGAGAGCGCAUAGUGGUCGCGGGUAGCAGGGACGGGCCUGGACGAGGUCCACGGUGGAGCAUUCCGCGGUGCCCCGAGUCGACCGGUGCACCACUAGACGUUCGUGAGGUAUUUGAGGGGUCGUGA
Messenger RNA from Penicillium antarcticum, 243 nucleotides. RefSeq lists its product as uncharacterized. Lineage: Eukaryota; Fungi; Ascomycota; Eurotiomycetes; Eurotiales; Aspergillaceae. The coding region runs from base 1 to 243 and encodes 80 amino acids. The transcript has a single exon. The record is from RefSeq and is a predicted model, not a curated record.